Spinacia oleracea (spinach) is the source of this 624-nucleotide messenger RNA. RefSeq lists its product as uncharacterized. The record is from RefSeq and is a predicted model, not a curated record. The transcript has a single exon. The coding region runs from base 1 to 624 and encodes 207 amino acids. NCBI's taxonomy places the organism in Eukaryota, Viridiplantae, Streptophyta, Magnoliopsida, Caryophyllales, Amaranthaceae.
AUGGAGGUGCCUUCUGGUCUCACCUGGUCACUGAGGAAGAUUUGGAGUGGAAGGGAGGAUCUAGUUGCUACUGGUUGUGCUCAAUAUGUGUUUAAUGGGAAAUAUAGCAUCAAGAACAUGUACAAAUGCUUGAAAGGUGAAAGUCAGAAGGUGGAAUGGAAAAGGCUAAUCUGCAACAAUUCUGCUAGUCCAAAGAGUGUCUUUGUUCUGUGGCUAGCCAUUCAGAAUAGGCUUCCCACCAGGGAUAGAUUGCUCAGUUGGCAUAUGGAUAUUGAUGGCACCUUUACUCUGUGUAACCAGGUAGAUGAAUCUGUUGAUCAUCUAUUUUUCAACUGUGACUAUGCCAGUGCUGUAUGGGAUGCUGUGAUUCAGAAAGUUGGACAUGGAGAGACAAGACCGCCAUUUACUGAGGAGAUUACUAGAGCAGCAAAGAAGUCUAGGAAAGGAAAGACUAAGAACAAAGUGUUCAGUCUAGCUUUCACUGAGACAGUGUAUCAGAUUUGGCUGCAAAGGAACCAGAGGAUCUUCACUAGCAAAGCUGACCCUGCUACUACUGUUGUUAAUAGAAUUUUGUUUAUUGCUGCUUGUAGAUGUACUGAUGAGAUGAGUGAGCAAUUACUGUAG